AUGAAUUUGGCGACUAGGACAUCUCUUCAAAGAUCUAGGGCAUCAGAGUGGGGUCGUCCUUCGCCGACACAGUACGCGUGGUUAGGAGGGGGUCGUGUGACCCCUCCGACCAUAGCAUCAACACCUGAUAUGAAUAUGACCUGGUCGAGUUCACUAGGAGCAAAACAGCCGUCAUCAUAGUGGACAAGCUCAGGGCAUUCUUGACGACAAUCUCGGCUUACAAACUGGUACUGUCUCCAGGUUGGCUCCAAUAGUUUUUCUCGAGGUUCUAGACCUGGACACAGCUGCCACCGCUGAUGAAGUAUUUAGCGUGACACGAACACACUGGGUGACAACGACGACCCCAGCUUGUUGGCUCCAACAAAGCCGAUGUAACUGUCACUGGAAUCUGUGACUAUCAGCUGAAUUGCGCUUAGAAUCGUUUUUUGUUAGCAAAGGUUUAUCGUUGCUAACAGAUAAACAUUAAAUUGCCUACUGUAUCCUACAUUCUCAACUUCUCACCUAUGUGAGAACUUCUAUACAAAUCCACAAAUCACCUCCAACAACAGUAUAUGGUAUAAAUGAUCCUAAAAAACUAAUGGAUAAUUUGAAACUCAAAGAAGCUGAGGGAUACGAGCAACAAUUAAGAACUUAAGUAAAGGCAAAACCUUGAUGAAAUUAAAAUAUUAUCGGGCAACCACCCGUUUCAACAACACCAGUUUCGAUGAACUAUAAAAGUAUUACAAGAACAAAAAGUUGAGUACCUCAGAUACCAACCUAAAACAGAAAAAGUUCCAUGUGGUAGUUUGUGGAUUACACCCUGACCUUUGCGACAUUGAAAAUUAACUAUCCGAAUUAGGACAUCUUGUAUUUAAUGUUACGAACAUCCAGAUUAAAAAAAAGUUGACCCUAAUAACAAGGGUAAUGAAAGUUUGCUCACAAACGCGAGACAAGAUGAGAUCACCAUAUCAAUCCACUAGCCAUCCAAUUAUUAGACAACUUCAUUAGAGACAUUAGAUGCCUUAAGAGUCUGAAACCAAAUAAGAAUGUAAAGUAUAUAUUAACAUCUAGUAUAUACAAUAAAUAUAUAUUUAUAAAGACCUUCAAGUUGUUUAAAUAAUAAAUAGUCUCUGGGCAUUUGAUAAAAAAAAAACUUCUCACAUAUAACAGUGGUUACAUGUAUGUCCUGUAUAUGCCUGUUUAACUUUGAGGAUGGUUUCCAGUAGAAAAUCGGAUCUACUUUAAAGGGGGGGGGGAUCAAAAGCAAACAAUUCCCAGUAUUAUUAUAUUUUAAGUGUUCACUGUUUUGUUUCCAAGCAAUGAUUCAAAAUUGUUUUUUUUUUUUUUUUUAUUAUAAUUAUAAAUUAUAAUACUGUUUCUAUUAAAAAAAAAAUUAAAAUAAGUAAAUAAACAUUUUGUUUUUAUUUAUUUUUCAGAAACCAUACAUAUUGCUUAUAAUGAAAUUGUUAUUGAUAUUUAGAUUUUAUGCAUUACAAACAAUUUAACCUGUUGCUGGAGACAUUAUAUGUGCCAGUGAAACUUCAGCCUGUAAUAUAGUUUGAACAGUUACUGAAGCUAUCAGUUCUUCCAGACCACUUUAAAUUAUAAUGCUAGAAUAUCACUGUAAUAUUCAGGAAACUAGACUGAACUUUUGCAAUAUCAAUUUUCAAGAAUUAUAAGUGCUAUUGAUUGUACUCAUGUCAAACUUCAAUCAAUCGGUAAUUUGUCGAACUACUUCAUAGUUUUCAUUAUUAUUUAUUUUGAAAUUAAAUUAAAUGAAGUUUAAUUAUAAUUAUAUUUUUAUAAGGGAAUAUAACAGAAGUGUAUAGAAAUAGGAAAGGUUAUUUUUCAUUAAAUGUUCAAGUAGUUGGAGGACCUACACUUGAAGUUCUUGAUAUAGUUGCUAGAUGGCCUGGUUGGACCCAUGAUCAAGUCAUAUUUAAAAACUUGACACUACAUUUUCAAUUUAAAACAAACAAAAUGGGAGAUAAUAUUUUAUUAGGGUGAUAAAGGUGUUAUGAAUGUUCUCCAUAUAUAUUAGUUCCAUUAAUCUCUCCAAAUACAAGUGCUGAAUUAUUAUACGAGUUCCAAGUAAGAACUCAGAAUAUAAUAGAAUGUUUGUUUGGAGUAUGGAAGAGAAGAUUCCUAGUAUUGUCACUUGGUAUAAGACCGCCAGAUAGAGCUUAAGCAAUAAUAUUAGCUACAGCAUUAAUACAUAAUUUAGCUUCAUUAUUAAGAGAAUCAAUACCUUAAAUAUACCAAAAUAUUAUGAACCAACAACCUAUAAAUAAAGAACCGAAUGUACUGUUAAUUGUAGUAGACAAAGGAAAUAUUAAAACAUUUGUUAGAACGAGUUUAAUUAUAGACUAUUUUUAAUAUCUUUAAAAUUUAAAAAUAUUUAAAAACAGCUAAAUAUUUUUUAACUAUAUAAGUUUAUACUAGUCAAUAAUAUUUAUUAUUAUUAUUAAAUCAUACAAUUGUUAAAUUCCCAAAAGAACAUUUUUAUUAAGAUAGUUAAAAAAGAUUAUUUUUAUAUAAUUUAAAAUUAACCCAGUUUUUUUAAAGUAUUUUCAUUUUUAAUUCAUGCUCUUCUUUUACAAACUGUAUUUUUAGAUUGUGUUUUUUUUUUGUAAUUAAUUAAUAAUUUGCUGAAAAUAUUUUUUUUUUUUUAGGUUUAUAAGCUCUGUUUUAGUACAUAACAUUUCUGAAAUGUUGGCUGAUAUCCAUUUACAAAUCAGAGAAAAAAAGGUAAACAGAGUACAUGCUUUGCUAUUGAUAGAUAAUAGUGUAAAUAAUAGUAAUAAUAAUAAUAAUAAUAAUAAUAUUUUUCUAAUUUAUGGCAACCAAAUUAUCAUCAAUAUCACCAAGGUAACCCAAAAAUAAAUAAAUAAACAAUUACCAAAAAUACCUAAACACCUAAUUAUUGCAAUUUUAGUGGGGAUCCCUAUUUUUUUCUAGUAAUAAAUAUAGCCUAUGAUACUCAGGUAUAAUGUAGUAUUCUAAUUGUGAAAGGAUUUUUGAAAUCAGUUCAGUAGUUUUUAAAUUUAUUUGUUGCAAUCAUACAAAUAUUUCCUCUUUAUAAUAUUAGUAUAGAUAUACUAUUAUAAUUGGUAGUAAAUAAUAUAAUAUAAUUUGAAUAUGCAAACAAAUUAAACUAUUGUGCAAAAGUAUAUUUAGUUCAUAAAUAUAUAAUUAAAAAAACUUGGAAGAAUUUAUAAAAUACUUGGCAUAUUUUUAAUUUUAAUGUUUAAGGAUUAAAAAUUUAAUACAUACAUAAUUUUCACGUAUAAUAUGUACCUAUAUGUAUUUUUUUUUUUGUUUAUCAUUUUAUUGAUUUUAUUUUAAUAAAUCAUAUGAAAUAUGUAUUGCACUGACUUUUAAAAAUGUCUGCAUUACAGAUGUUUCACAAUAUCAUCAUAAACAGUCAUAUCAAUGAAAAAUAUUUAUUUAUAACUGAAUUUAGUAGUCAAUUGAAAUUUUGAAAACUAUAUAUUAUAGAAAUAUUAAUACAAUGUGUUUUAUAUAGAAUAUUUAGCUUUAAAAUGAAUGCAUUCUUUUAAAGUUUUUUAAUUAAAAUUGUCAGAAGUAAUUUUAGAAUAGUUUGUUCUACAUUAAAUCAAUUGGUUCAAUUCUUUAAUGUUUGAAAAAUAUAUAUAUUAAAUUAUAGAUUGCAUUUAAAAUUUUAUCUGACAAUUUUAUGUCUUUAUUGUUCGGGUUUACUUGAAAAAUAGGUAUAUGAGUUCAAUCUUAACACCAGUGAAUGAUCUUCAAAUACUCAAAGAUUUAAUGUAAUAUGAUAGUACUGAAAAAAAAAAUAAAUAAGAUAAGUGACAUUAAAUAAAUUAGCAGAACAAUUAGAGUAUUAAGUGAAUGGUUAUUAGGAUUAGCAUUUUUCAAUGCUUGUGUUUCACUUGAAGAUAAAAAAAAAAUAGUCAUAGCUUUGAGUCAUAAUGGUACCAUUGAUUGCAUUUAUCUGAACAAAUGAAUUAUGUGACUUCAUCAACUAAAUGUGUGGGUAUUUUUCCAUUCAAUAAUUUAUUUAAUUGUUAUAAUAUAUUUAUAUUUUAUAUGUACUAAUAAUUUCAGAUUAUUUUUAAACUACAUAAAAUAUUUUUUUUCUAUUAAAUUUAGAAUAAUUUGACAAGUUUAUAAUAUAUGGCUUCUAUAGUAAAUUUGACACCUCUUUUAUAGGGGGACUUGGCAAUUUUAUUGAUGAAAAAAAUGUUAAUGAAAUCAGAAUUUGGGGCAUGAACUUAGUUUCAAAGUUAUAGCCAAUCGAACUAUUGCACAGUAAUAACUUCACUUGAAUUAUAAUUUGGUGUUCAAAGUUCGAUCCUCCCGUAAGACUGUUAUUCAAUUAUAUAUGCACAUAUAAUAAAAAUAAAGAAAUCUAAAAAAUGGAUAGGUUGCUAAACUAGAAAUAUGCCAAUAAGAACAUAAUACAUAUAAUGUAUAUUGUAUACUGAAUUUUAAGUGCUUAACACAAAAACUAAAUCUGAGCCAUAAAUUCUGACAACCAAUGAUUUAAGCAUGCUUAACUACAUAAGUAUCAGAAAUAAAAAAAAAAAAAGGGGCGCGCAAAGUAAAAAUAUGCCUAAAUGUUAAUUUACCUGGAUUAACGGAAACAACUUUAGUUCAUUAAACGCUUUAUGGAGUCAGUCCUCUCGUUCUCAGCGAUGUAUGUGAAAAUGCCUGUUCAGGGUAAAGUGCUUCCAAUCAGUCGCAAAUUAAAUAUUAAUUUAUUACAUCAGUUUUAAACAAUUUUUGAAUACUUUUAUCUGUAUAAUUUUUGUUGAUGUGUUCCACGGGCGUUGGCUAGAUAAUCGAUGAACGAGCCACCCAGUGGUUCCCAAAAUUGAAAAUGGCUAUUAAGGCGUUAGAUAAACACUAAAGAAGCACAAAUGUACGAUAAGAAGCCAACUAAAAUAUGACAGUAGAUUAAGGUAGGUAAAAGCAUCUUACUUUGGAAAUAAUUAAAUACUCACAAGUCCGUCACUACUUUCUGACCUAGACUUAAAUGUCGGGAAAGAAAAACAAAUUCUGGAUCUGUACUCAAAGUCCUGGUGGAAAAACUGUUCACAGGAAAAAAGACCAUAAUAUGUUUAACUAAUAUUAUUGAUUAUAAAUACUAUAGUCGGUUUCACAACACCAGGCACUCAAUCGAAGCGCGACCCGUGGUCAAUUUUCGUCAGGGUUUCAAAAAAUGUUCGUAUAAAAGCGCGCCACAUUUAAAAAAAAUAUAAUGACAGCUGUUAGGUAUAUUUCACAUUUUAGUAACCUAUGUAUACAAUCCCAUUGAGUUAAUAUGUGCACAGGUAAAAGGGAAAGUCGUUAAAAACAGUACAACUUUUAAAUUUGUCGAUGUCGAAAAAUUGUUAAAUGACGCAUUGGACUCAGUAACUGUUGAGAAUUGGAAAAAAUGUACCGAUCACUGCCAUAACUUAGCAAGACGAAGAUUUCAUCAAAGAAGGAUUAAGAGACGAAAUGUUGACACCAAUAAUACUGACAAUCAAUCCUGAUGAUAGUAGUGAUAGUGAGAGCGACAGCGAAAGAUCUUAA
This is a messenger RNA of Cinara cedri, 5538 nucleotides long. The record is from the annotation of a GenBank genome assembly. Lineage: Eukaryota; Metazoa; Arthropoda; Insecta; Hemiptera; Aphididae.